AUGUCCAUCACAGAUUUGGUCUUGGUGAAUUUUGAGUAUGAGUACGAAACUCGUGAUGGGAAGAAAGUGUCCAUCAAACCCAACGAACAGUACAUUUUAAUCGCCAAGACCAAUGACCACUGGUGGCAUGUUCGCAAAGACGAAACCACCAAACCUUUCUACAUCCCAGCAAAGUAUGUGACUGAACUGCCUCCUGAGGACAUCCAGACUCCCCUGGCUCCCCCAGUGGAGUUCAGUGGGGAUGAUAACGUGCAGCCAUGCAUAGACACGACACCCACAACUCCACCUUUGGUGGGGGUGACACUACGAGUCCCCAAAUCUAUUAAAAACGACACAGAGAAGAACGGGCAGAGAAUAUCCACAUUCACCAUCCCACAAGAUCUCUACAAAUCCAAGCUGUGGGAGUCGGAGAAUUCGACGAGUGAGAUGGAGGUCACUGACUUCUAUAUGGAUGUCACACAGUUUAACUUAGCCCACAAAGAUUUAUCUAAGACCACACCCCCGGAUACUGAGGAAACGGUGGACUCUCUGCCACCAGCCCCCCAGUUUAGCUCAGAUGAUGCUAUUACAACUACUGUAUCAACCCAGGACAAACCACAACCAACUCUGAAGCUUGAGACAGGAUCACAGUGGCCAGAAUCACAGCCAAGCCUUCUACAAGGGCCUAGCUGUGAGCAGCUAUGGGAGCUUAUGGAUGACGGCAUAUAUGAAUCAAUACCUGAAGUGCAACUACCAGAGCCCAAAGUACCUGAAGAGAUGAUGCAGGAGACAGAACAAGCAGUAUCUGCUCCCUCUGCAGUAGCUCCGGUUUCACCACCAGCUGAGGCACAGGAUGAAAUGCCUGAGUCAUUCCCUGAUCCUCCUGCUCCAGAACAGGUUGAACACAAUGACGAGUCGCUAACGGCUGUGUACGUAAACGUAAGUCAAAUCCGUAAGAGUAUCGCAGAAUCACCUCCAACCUCCUACUUUUCUUCUUCAUCACCUGAACCACCCUCAAACACACUUGACACGGGCUUGGAAGGAUGGGAAGUCCACACUGACAGCGAGAGCGGACAAGAGUACUAUUACCACCCUGCCUCAGGUCGUACUACGUGGGAUCACCCGCUGAAUGACAUGGAUCCUGAGGGGGUUGCUGAGGAAUCCUCCUUGUCCCCAAAACCUUGCCAGUCACUUCCACAGUCUCCAGAAGCCUGCUCACCUCCCAGGAAGUUCUCCGGCUGGGAGAGGUUGCUGGACGAGAGCACUGGACAGCAUUACUUUUUCAAUCGUGAUUCAGGACAGAGCUCUUGGGAUCCGCCCGAGGGACUGCAGCCUCCAUCUCCGCCCUCCAUGGACCCACGAGAUGAUGGGCCGCCUCCUCUUCCAGAGGAAGAUUACCCUGCUGAGGAGGACUACCCUUCAUACCCUCCACCAGAACCUCAGGAGCCCAUGUCUCCAUCAUCUUGCUCUUCCCCAUCGGAAUACAGCCUGGCCCAUGUGAAAAGAGCUGUUAUACCAAGGGCCUGUCUGGACCGCACUGCCCCAGCGGGAUGGACGCUGCAUGUGGAUCCAGAUGGGACCUGGGUCUUUACCAGUGACUACACACAAGAACAGUGGAUCAAGUCACUGGACGAGCGAGGGCAGACGUACUAUUACCUGAGAGAUGGCUCCCAAUCGCAGUGGAACCUACCUGAGGUGAGACAGAGUCACUCACCGAGUCAGUGCAGACUUGGUAAUGGGGGCCCUGUGGAGCCGGAUGGGAUGGGAGUGAUGAGGAACUGGAGACACAGCAUGGGAUCGACCCUGGACGAGCACCUAUAUAGUACAUCCUCUAAGUUCCACCCAGCUCAUCACAGGAACGUAUCAGAUUACAGCAGUGAUGCGUCAAGCUCUCCUGAGACACAGCAUCAAUUGCCGAAUUUGGAGAAAGCUGGGAUUCUGAAUAAAACGAAAGUGUCUGAAAAUGGGAAAAAAGUGAGGAAGAACUGGGCUCAGUCAUGGACAGUGCUACACGGUGGAGUUCUGACGUUCCAUAAGGACCCAAAGUCAGCCCCGUCUGGAGGAUUGACUAAGACCAAUCAGAUUGUCCCAGAGUUCACUGUGGAACUGAAAGGGGCGGUGAUUUCCAAGGCAUCAAAGGAUAAGUCCAGCAAGAAAAAUGUUCUGGAGCUGAAGAGUCGAAAUGGUUCAGAGUUCCUGAUUCAGUAUGACACAGAGAGCAUCAUCAAUGACUGGUAUAACAUCAUACUGGAAACCAUACAGCAGCUCGACAUUGAACAGCAUUCAGAUAAUGAAGAUGAUGUUAGUGAAAAGUUGCCCAGCACAGACAGGGAGAGCAAACUCAGCGGGACUCUGGACAGGAGGAGAAUAAGCACUGCAGGCAAACAGCCCUCAGUGAGCAGCAUACCCGAGAUGGAUCAGAAGAAGGUCCGUACCAAACUGCGCAAGUUCCUGCUUAAGAGACCCACGCCGCAGUCCAUUAGGGAAAAGGGUUACCUUAGAGAUAAUGUCUUUGGAUGUCACCUAGCCACGCUUUGUGACCAAGAAAAAUCCACUGUGCCUAGCUUUGUGGAGAAAUGCAUCCACACAGUGGAGGAAAGAGGUCUGGGAAUCGAUGGAAUCUACAGAGUUAGUGGUAACUUGGCAGUCAUUCAGAAACUGCGCCACAAAGCAGACCACGAGGACUUAGACCUAAAUGAAGGUCACUGGGACAUCCACGUCAUCACAGGAGCACUGAAGCUGUUCUUCCGUGAGCUGCAGGAGCCUCUCUUCCCUUACAGCCACUUCAACAAUUUUGUUCAAGCCAUCAAAAUCCCUGACCGUAACACCAAAGUCGCCUACAUGAGUGACCUGGUGAAGUCUCUUCCCAAGUCCAACCAUGACACUAUGAGGGCCUUGUUCCGACAUUUACGCAACGUUAUAGAACAUGGGGAUGAGAACAGGAUGACGGUUCAGAAUGUUGCCAUUGUUUUUGGCCCAACCCUGCUGAGACCUGAGAUGGAAUCACCGAACAUAACUAUGUACAUGAUCUUUCAAAACCAGAUUGUAGAAUUCAUCCUUAAUGAAUAUGAGAACAUCUUCUAA
Chanos chanos (milkfish) is the source of this 3063-nucleotide messenger RNA. It is a transcript of the gene arhgap27, whose product is annotated as Rho GTPase activating protein 27. Gene Ontology annotation, cellular component: cytoplasm. The record is from RefSeq and is a predicted model, not a curated record. The transcript has 17 exons. Gene Ontology annotation, biological process: regulation of GTPase activity; signal transduction. Lineage: Eukaryota; Metazoa; Chordata; Actinopteri; Gonorynchiformes; Chanidae. Bases 1 to 3063 code for a protein of 1020 amino acids. Gene Ontology annotation, molecular function: protein binding.